This is a messenger RNA of Dibothriocephalus latus, 321 nucleotides long. The record is from the annotation of a GenBank genome assembly. Lineage: Eukaryota; Metazoa; Platyhelminthes; Cestoda; Diphyllobothriidea; Diphyllobothriidae.
AUGUUUCUAUUCAUUGUGUCCUACCAGAUUUUAAAAGCGUCCUCUAUUCUGCUCUCUGUUCAUAUGUUUGUGUGCAUCCCGCCUACACAGGUUCCCGUGCCAAAUAUGCCAUCACCGCUCACCACCUUCGACCUCCUGGUGAAGAAGGAUGAGACGUUGCCGCUGGUCUGCUUGGGCGUCUACCGACACCAUUCGCGACGUGGGCGCGCCGAAGAACGCUAUCGGCUGCACCUGGUCGAUCUCAACAGCCCCAGCCCCACCUUCCUCACAGACGUGCACCUGAGUCAGUCCGCAGAGCCGCCAGCGACCUCCUUUGGCUCC